CCGUGGCCAUCACUUAGGAACCAAACCGGGGAUAGCGGGACUCCGGUCUUUCAAGAUGCAGGGGUGACUUCUUUGACUUGGUCUGCAUCUAUUCAACUUCGAGCUUUGAUAUCGAGCCAGCAUGCCGAAAAGCUCUGAUGGCUCAGGCGAAGGCUCGAGCGACGAGGGCUCACACGAACGUCGCCUGUCGUCGCUGGUGCUUCGACCCGCCAUCACUAACUUGCCGUCGAUUGGAGGAGAUGGGGCCUCUGAUGACGAUGAUGACUCCGAGACGGAGGUCGUGUUCAGUCAUAUUAACUGGGCAGCGCAAGAGUCAAUGAUCGGCGACGAGGAGCUGGUGAGCCCUGGGCGAGCGCGGCUGCCCGCGGCGGAGUCGCCACGAGUGGCGGUUCGGCCGCAACCCGUGGCACCCUCAGCAGCGGUUCCCGGCGCACUGCCCAGCUCUAAGCAGACAGCCGGGGCGGAGUUCGCUACGCUUCCUGGUCACAGCCACGAUCGUUCCUCUCUGUCAACGCCUGCUCGUACAGAGCAAGCAGCGCGGCGCAGUGCAGCAGGUCCUGCAGUACCAGCUGCACGUCUUCAAGCGAGGGCCUCCCAAAAAGCGGGUAGCGACGCAGAGGACGAUGAGGAUGAAGACGGGAGCAGUGCAGGCGGGGGCGCGGCGGACACGGAGUAUGAGGGGCGUGGCUGGUUGUCAGGCGCUGCUGGGCGACUGGCAAAUGUGGAGGAGCGCAAGCGGGCGGCGGCCGCAGCAAGCGACGCUGACCAUGUUGCUGCGGCCGCACGUGAUGCCGCGGCGCUACAGCUGCAGCUACAGCAGCUCGCUAUUGCAGCGUCGUUGGCUGCCGACGCACUCGGCGCGACCGUGGCAGGAGGACCCGCCGCCGCCGGCUCCUCGGCUGCCGCGGGGUCAGUGGUUGGUGAUGACGGCAGCGGCAGCUUGGCGGGUGCCGAGUCCAGCACCAGUCCCGAUCGUGCGGCGGUGCUGCGGAAGCUGCGGGAAGUAGACCGGGAGCGGGAGCAGCGCAUCGCGGCGGACUUCCAUGCAGCUAUCCAGGAGGCGGAGGCGGAGCCGCUGCUCGUGGCGGCGACUGGACUCAGCCUGGAUGCAGGCCCGGUGGCAGGCUUGGGGCUAGACGACCUUGAUGCACUCAUUGCGCGGCUCAGCUCCGGCGCCACAGACAUGGGUGCCGGCGGCAGUGGUACCGGGCCCGCCAAGUCUUCGGCAGCAGCCGCGGUGGCCCCUGCGGCGUCUGGUAGCGGCAAAAGCGCCUGGGCGACGGAGCUGCCGGCCGCUGACAGCUUGUGGAGCGAUGAAGAGGAGGAGAAGAAACCAACGCCGCCGGCGCCACGGCCGGCCGCGGCACCGCCGGUGAAGCCUUCGCCAUCGGUGCAUGCACCUGCGCCCCCAACCCCAGCCACUGCCACUACGAAGCCGCCACCUGCUGCCGCGGGCCCGCCGGCACCGCCGUCGCCUAGCAGCGGCGCUGCUUCCGCGCCGCUGCUGCCGCCCAUGCCAGCAAAGUUCAAGUUCUUUGCCGCGCCGCCGCAGGCCGGCGCGGCGGCGCCCGCCGCCGCCGGCGCGCCGGCGGCACAGUCAGGUGCUGACAGCAGCUCCUCCGGCCCUGUGAAGCUGGACCUGCGCCAGAGCAUUGCCGAGACGGUGGAGCGAAACCGGCGUGAGGCGGACGAGGCGGCAGUCAAGGCAUUGGAGGCAGAGGCAGCGGCGCGCGCUUCGGAGGCCAAGGCGGCGGCGGCGAGGCGGCGUGUUGUCGACAGCGAUGACGAUAGCGAGGAUGACGAGGCGGCGGAAGCGGCGCGGCGGGCGGCGAAGGUGAGGCCACAGCCGCCCCCCAAGCAGUCGCCGCCACCUGCUCCAGCUCCACCGCCAGCGCCGGCAGCUGCACCCGCUGCCGCGCCCGCGCCUGCACCGGCAGCGACUGCAGUAACUGCGCCGCAGAAGAAGGUCACAGCCACGGCCUCGGGAGGGGCCUCGACUGACUUGGCGGUGUCCGGGGCACCCGGCUCGACCGUUACUACCGGCGCGGGCAGCGCAACGGCGGUGUCGCGGCGGCCAGCGCUGAGCGACUCGUCCACCUCCUCCAGCUCCGUCGCAGUUGCCAGCGGCACCGCCGCUGGCAGCACUACCAGUCGCAGCGUGACGCUCAGCGGCGCCGCGGGCGGCGGCAGCGCCACCGCGGUGGCCUCCUCCAGCACAGGGACCGACUCCUCGGACCUGCGUGCCAGCGCCUCCAAGUCCGUGUUCGUGGGCACCUCGGAGAACAAGACUGCGGAGGCGGAGGAGGAGGAGCGGCAGCAAGACAUCCGUGCGUACCUCAAGGCGAGGCAGCAAAAGCAGGAGCAGGAGCGGGAGGCGCAGCGGCAGGCACGGGCAGCAGAACAGGAGGGGAGCGAGGACGAGGACGAUGCGGACGCAGGACCAACGGGGGCGGCCGCCGCCGCUGCGGCCGCCAAGUCUGCAUCGGAGCGCCGCUGGCCCUCGCCGCCGCCUGCAGUGGCGCAGCGCGAGGCGGCGAUCGGCGCGCAUCCCCUGUCCAAUGGCGUUGGGCCGACAGCCAAAAAGCCCGUUGCCGCAACCUCCGCACCGGCGGUUGCCACCAGCACCGCGGUGGGCCCCGACGGCGACGAUGAGGAGGAGGAGGGCGCGCCCGCCCGCGCCUUUGCGCAGUGCAGCACAGAGGGCGACGAGCAGUGGGUGGCGGAGCCGACGCCGUCCACGGUGGUGCACGCCAGCCGCGAGCGCGGCGCGCGCAUGGCUGCGGCUGGCACCGUGCUGGCACCGCUGGGGCCUGCCGCCGCCGCCGUCACCACCGCUUCCGCGAGCCCCAGAAGCAGCACCACGAACGACAUCGGCAUCACGGCCGUGUCACCGGUGGCGACCAGGGCCGCGCCGGCACCAGCCGCGCCGGCCGCGCCGGCCGCGCCGGCCGCGCCGGCCCCGGGCGGCGCCGACGCCGCGCGUCCCGCCUCGCUACAGCUCGCCUCUGCAGCUGCAGGCCGGGCAUCCAUCUCCGGCGUCAGCGACGGUGUGGGCGCGGCCUCGUUGGCAACGCCCUCAUCCGCGCCGCACACCGACCUGGGCCGCCUGCCGGCCUGGCUCCCGCCCUCCAGCGCCUUCACGCUGCUGCUGGCAUCGCCGUCAAACCUGCCCACCGCUGAGGUGGGCCAGCUGCUUGAGUGGCUGCUCAACGCGGCCGCCGCUUCUGGCGGCGCAGCCGCCGCCUCAGGAGCGGUCAAGGGCGCGCCGGCGUUCUCCGUGGUAGGCGCGCGACUGCUGGGCGUGUCGCCCUCCUCGCCACUGCUGCCCGCAGCGGCGGCGGCGUGCUUCGCCAGGCCGGCGGCCGCGCCGGCCUCGGCCUCGGCAGCGGGAGGCGGCGGCGGCGAGGUGCGGGUGCUGGCUGUAGCCUGCGUUGCCAGGGCAGGCGUGGACCCAGACAGCUACUGCCACGACGCCCUGCCCGCGGAGGCCGCCGCCGCGGCGGCGCCACAGCUGCUGACGGCGCUUGGUGCCGUGCAGUGGGCGGACGUGCUGCCGAAGGGCAUCAGAAGCUCUGGCGGUGGCGAGCAGGCUGCGGCCACGACGCCGCAGGCGCUGCAGUCGGUGGGCGCGUGGGCGACGGCGCGUGCAGGUGCGGAGGCGGCGCUUCAGCUGUUCGACGUGCUGCGUGUGCCGACACAGGCCCUGCACCAGCACGGCGGUGCCUUCUCCACGCCGCGCAGCAGCCUCACGGGCGCCGCAACCACGCCAUCUGGGUCAGCAGCUGCUGCUGCGGGUGUGGCGGCGGACCCGCCCGGUGUCAGCACGUUUGUGUCGCUUGUGAGCGAGGGCGUGCUGCGCGAGCCGGAGCUGCUGCGCGCGCUGCUGCGCCGCGCGUGCCGCCUGGGCCUCAGCUUGCGCGGGCUGCAGGUGUUGUACGCGACGGAGGAGGCCACGGCGUCGCUGGUGGCGACGACGCCGCACCGGCCCGCGCCCUUCACCGGCGGCGCACUGCUGGCGCUCAGCGGCCGACACGAGCCGCUGCGGCGAUGGCAGGCACAGCUAGGGCCGCCCGACGCCCGACUGGCCGCGCUGGCGGAGCCCGGCUCGCUGCAUGCGCUGUACGGCGCUGCUGUACGACACAUCACGGCGUCGUACGACGCGGCGGCGGGCGCUCGCGAGGUGGCGGCGCUGUUUUGUGGCGGCGCGGGUGGGGUGGACGCGGCGUCGCCGCGGCCGGCAACCCCGGGCGCUGCGGCCGCGAGCCCUUUGGCGGCUGGUGCUGCUACGACAGGAGCCGCUGUGUGGGGGCUGACCUCGUGCUGUCCCACACAGAGCCAGUGGCUGGCGCUGUCUGGAGCCGGCGCGCCGCGCCAGGCCGCCGCGCUGUGGUGUGUGCAGCAGCUGGUGUGGUGCGGCUACAGCCUGCGCGGCCUGCUGCUGUCGGCGCUGCCGCCGGCCGCGCUAGCGGGCGCGUACGCCUCGGCGUCCGCCUCCGCCGCAGGGCCGCUGGCGGUCGUGGUGGAGGUGAGCAAGGAGGAGGCUGCGCAGCAGCUGCCCGUGCUGCUGUCGGAGCUGCCGCCGCUGCCUGGCGGCGGCGGAGCCGCCGCAGCCGCCGGUGCCGCGGCGGUGGUGUCCCAGAGCCCGCUGUGCAGCUCGGAUGCGCUGCGUCAGCAACUCACACCGGCGGAGCUGCACUCGCUGCCGCCGCCGUACACGGCAGACCAGCUGCUGUCCGCCGCCGCCGCCGUGGCGCCCGACCUGGCGGCGCUGGCUGACGGCGCCGGCCGCGCCAGCUGGGACGGCAGCGGCGCCGGCUUUGCAUCCGGUGCUGGUGCGUCCGACGCCGCGUCGGCGGCGGCGGGGCACGCACACGCCGAGGAUGGCGUGGCGGUGGUGGCGCUGCAGGCGCGGCCGCUGCACGCGGCGGCGGCGGUGCUGGCAGCGCUGGUAGCGUAUGUCACGGCGCCGGCGGCGCCUGCAGCCAUCGGCGUGGCUGCUGGCGGCGCGGCGGCGCAGCAGAUGGAGCUCGUGGGCGUGCGCUAUCUGCGCCAAGUGCCCUCCGACGUGGCGGGCGCGCUGACGGUGCUACAGCCGCAGCCAGCCGGCGCUACUGCCACGUCGUCAUCGCCCUCAGCAGCGGCUGGCGCCGCAGCGGCGGCCGCAACCGGCCGGCACCGGCUGGUGAUCAGCCACCCGGCGCUGCUGGCGGCGUUCAACGGCCCCGCGGCGGCGGCGCGUGUGGCGGCGCUGCUGCAGGUGGCCGUGAGCAGGCUGGCGACAGCGGCGGCGGCGACUCAGGAUGGCGGCGCCGCCACUGCUGCGGCCCGUCCCGGUGACACAAGCGCUGACCUCACGGCCUGGUCCGCCGUGGUCGACAAGCUACUGCGCGAUUACCCCACGCUCGCGCUUGCGUCACCGCUGGCAUCAGGCGCCACGGCAGCGGCCCUUGUGCCUCCGCCACCUAGCGGGACAGGGGCGGCGGCGCAGCCACCGCUGCUGGCGGCGGUCAGCCGCACCCAGGCCGCCGCCAAGGCCGCCCUGGCGCGCGCCUUCUCCUUGGCGCAAGUGUAUCUCGACCCCGGUAUGCACGACGGUGUGCACCGGCCGCCGCUGCCGGAGGCAGCGGCGGUGGCGGCAGCGGCCGCCGCCGCCACCACGCUGCCCUCGCCCUCGGCGCUGUGCCGGCUGCUGGCGGGCCCACAGCGGCUGCCUGCCGUGGUGGCGCUGGACUUUGGCGCGGUGGGCCGCAACCUGCUGCCGCGCCUCAUCAAGGCCAUGGCGCGCGAGGGCUACGCCCUGCACGGCGCCGCCACCGUGACGGUGGGCCUGCGCAGCGCGCUGGCCGCCGCCAUGCCGGCGCUGGCGGAGCUGGCGCCAGCUGUGGUGCUGCACGUCAGCCGCAGCAACGCAGUGGCGCACCUGCGGCACCUGGCGGCGGCGCUGGCGCCGCCGCAUGCGGCCUCAGCCGGGUCCGGGGGGCAGGGCGCGGGCGCGCACGUGUCGGGCGCCAUCGGCGGCGGCGUGUACACGUGCGACACCUGGCGCGACGCGGCGGAGGUGGUGGCGGAGGUGUGGCCGGCGGCGGGCGGCACGGCCAUCGUGAGCGCGGCGGCUGCGGCGGCUCCGCCGGUGGCGCCGGGCGCGCCGGCGCGGCGGUUCGUGCGGCCGGAGGGGUCGCGGCUGCUGCAGCUGACGGCGAUGGUGGUCACUCCUGGAACAACACAUGCCGCCGGCACAGAUGCUGCGUAUCCCAGCCUGGGCGGCCUGGGUGGCCCCGCCGCCGCCGCCGCUCCCACCCUUGACUGGGCCCGCCUGGCGGACGCCCUAGAGGCCCUGCACGCCGAGGGCUUCAGGCUAGCCGGCCUGCGCGCCCUGCCCACCACCGGCCGCGACCUUGCAGCCCUGGCCUCACGCGGCGCCUUCCGCAUCUCGCCGGCGCAGCAGCAGGCCGUGCACGCCAGCGCGGCGGCGGCGCAGGCCGCCGCUGCCGCGGCGGCGGCAGCGGCGGCGGAGCUGGUCGGCGUGGCGGCGGCGGUCAUGCAGCCGCUGCACGGGCAGUCGCAGCAGCAGCAGCAGCCGGAGCAGCAGCAGCAGCAGCAACUGGAAGCGGAGCCGGCGGCUAGCAAUGUGGUGCUUGUGGCGCUCACGCGUGACAAUGCGGUCACGACGCUGCAGAUCCUGCUGGAUGAGGCGUCGGCAGCGGCGGCCGCAGCGGCGCAGCGCGGCGGCCCGGGCCGGCGACAGGCGGCGGCGGCACUAGCGGCGUUGGGCCCCGGCUGUGUGAGCGUCUCGCACAGCCCGGCGGCAGGGGAGCAGCAGGUGCUGACGGCAUUCGAGGGAGGCGCGUUUGGCGCAGGCGGCGUUGCGCUGCUGAAGUGGGAAUGAAUAGGCAUGGUUCUGCCGUAGCAUGGGUAGUGUGCAUGUGUCAGUUAGCUGAGUCGUGAGCUGCUUCCACUGCGAACUGCUGACAUCAGUGUCCAGUAUCUUCCGCGAUGAUUCCGUGUGGGCGUCUCAGGGCAGACAUGUAUUGAGGGGACUGUGGGCUCAAGUAGCCGCAUGCGUACACUGGCGUGGUGCAGCCGCAACGUGGGGCCAGCAGUAGCUAGGCGGGCAAGCUCACGCGUUGAGCAGGGGGUCAAGCAGGCGAUGCUUUUCGCAAGUGUAACCGAUGUGAAUG
Messenger RNA from Chlamydomonas reinhardtii, 7178 nucleotides. RefSeq lists its product as uncharacterized. The record is from RefSeq and is a predicted model, not a curated record. The coding region runs from base 122 to 6886 and encodes 2254 amino acids. The transcript is spliced from 7 exons. Lineage: Eukaryota; Viridiplantae; Chlorophyta; Chlorophyceae; Chlamydomonadales; Chlamydomonadaceae.